Molecule: messenger RNA, 4622 nt
Organism: Gadus chalcogrammus (walleye pollock)
Lineage: Eukaryota; Metazoa; Chordata; Actinopteri; Gadiformes; Gadidae
Gene: atosa
Product: atos homolog A
Source: RefSeq, a predicted model, not a curated record
CGCGCACCCUGACCGUUGAGGCGCGCUCGCCACGGUCCAUCAUUAUUAUUACUAAUAACAUGGCACUCUGAGUCGUAUGCUAAACCAGCUCUCCCGCAGAAUCCAGACGGCGCUCACCCCAUGUGAGACGUUCAAAUAAGAAGUAGAAGAAGAAGAAAGUUUGAACGCUCCUUUUCUAACUUCGCGGUUGCCAUGGCAGCAGGUUCACGUGAGGCUGGGGAGGGAAGUGACGAGCUGUUGUUGGGACACGUGACCCGGGCUGCGCUGCCGCUGAUCUGUUGUGACAAGCAGCGAGGAGGAGGUGAGGAGAGGAUCCAGGUCGCAUCGAGCCGAGCAGGACGCUAGCUUAUGGUCUGGUCCCUCGGACGGCUCUGGUUCGUUAGAUCGUCUCACCCGACGGGUCACCGGGAGGACGGCGUCUCUGUCCCCGCGCCGCGAGACAUCUGCUCCCCCUGCACCGCGACGACACGUCGUAUUGUUUUGUUUGUUUUCAAAGUUGGACUGGAAGAAGACCGAUAAUUGUUUCAUUUGACCUGAACUGACCGUUUCGAGUGAGAUAUAACCCCCAGACGAUGUGACAGUUUGGCUACACUUUGGUCCCGUUCUGCCCGAAGAAUAAUUCACCAAAACGGUUCUUCCUAACUACGACCGCGUUGGUCGUGCUGGUCGAGACGGUCGUGGUGAACCGAGCCGAGACCCCCCUGCGCUACGGCUUGUCAGGGGUUGUUAGUCCGGUGUCGUGGUGGUACUCACAGGCACACACCACCCGUAUGGCCAGCGUGUUGUCAGCUCGUCCGCACAGCUGGUAGGGCUGGUCGUGGUCCGAUAGGCUCCGGUACAGUGGUACGGUUCGGUGCCACGGGACCCGAAAUGUGUGGCGACGGAGCGGGGGUCCUGGUGGAGGAUUCAGAGACUGAUCGUAAGGGUAGCCUGAUGGCUAGCUGAGAAGAGGCAGUCCGCUCAGUCGAUCUCCUCGUCCAAGGCCAGAUACAUAUAGAAAUACACGAUCAGUUCAGCAGCCGAUUAGAAGACAGUGACUCUGACAAAGCGAUGCUUUGUUGUCGGACAGGAGACAACUGUCAGCGACGUACAGGCUCCACAGCUGACUGUGUUGGGUGGGCUCCUGCAUCAGGUGAAGCCACUGCGAGGACCAGGGCUCAGGGCAGGGGCCAUAAGCGCAUAGGCUGUGUGUGAACAGGACCUGUGGACAGAGGGACAACUCGAAGACCGAGAGGACUCUUGGGAGGUCUUCACGAUGACACUGGACAACAUGAAAACAGAGAGAGGCUCGGAGCCGUCAGAGGAGUUCUUCGAGUACGACGCGGAGGACUUCCUGGGGCUGCUGACCCUCCUCAUCACGGAGGGCCGGACCCCUGAGUGCUCGGUGAAGGGCCGCACUGAGGGGCUGCACUGCCCCCCCGCCCAGUCCGCCAUGCCCCCCCUGCACAGGCACGAGUGCAGCGACAAACUGCCCCAGUGUCGGCAGGCCAGUCGCACACGGUCUGAGGUGAUGCUCCUGUGGCGGAACGGUAUCCCCAUCAUGAUCGAGGUCAUGUUACUGCCAGACUGUUGCUAUGGUGACGAGUGCCCCCCCAAUGACCUGAUCAGCGACCCGGUCAUCAAGCAAGACGCUCUGCUUCUGGAGAGGUGGAGCCUGCAGCCCAUGCCCAGACAGAGCGGCGACCGCUUCAUCGAGGAGAAGACGCUGCUGCUGGCCGUGCGCUCCUACGUCUUCUUCUCCCAGCUCAGCGCCUGGCUCAGCGCAUCCCACGGCAUCGUGCCCCGCAACAUCCUGUACAGGAUCAGCCCUGCCGACGAGGAGCUCCUCUGGCAGUUCUCCCAGCCCCCGUCGGAGCACCUCUUCCCCGUCCCCAACGUGUCCCAGAGCGUGGCGCUCCGUGUGCGCGUGCAGUCGCUCCCCCGCCAGCCCACCUACCCCACCCUGGCCUGUAGCAUCCACACCGGCCUGCCCUGGCCCGGCAAGAGCCUGGGCCACGGCCCCCGGCCCGACCCCUCCGCCCUCCGCAAGGCUCCGGAGAGAGGCGGAGACCCCCCACCCCCGCCCGCCUCCGCCCCGCCCCUCUACGCCAAGACCCCCGGCUCGGCGCCGCCCCUCCCCGCGAGCACGCUGCCAGACCGCCCCCAAGAGCCAGGGCCCCCCCGCGACCACGGGACCCUCUACCAGAACGGGGCCGACCCCCCGCCCCGCCAGGGCUCCCCUCUGUUCCACAAACCUCCCCCCCGCUCCCCCACCCCCUCCCGAGCGCACUCCCCCCGCCCGGCGCCCCCGGGGAAGGCGGUGCGCUGGCUCUACUCCGCCCUCAACGGGGGGCCCUUGGACCCCGCCCCCCCGGCGGACGACGGCUCCAAGGCCGCGCCCGCCGCGCCGCCGAUGAGAGCCUUCAAGGCCUUCUCGCUGGCGGAGCCGGCCCGCGGCCCCUCCCCGCGGCCCCUGGAGACCAACCCCCUGAUCGGCUCCCUGCUGCAGGACAGGCAGGAGGUGAUCGCCCGCAUCGCCCAGAGGCUCAACUUCUGCGACCCCGGCGCGCCGCCGCUGCCCGCCGGGCUGUUCGCACCGGGCACCGUGCCCAAAGCCACCUGGGGCGGCGGCCACGACGACCACGGCCGCAAGAGCAAAGAGGCCGACCGGCCGCCCCCCGGAGAGGCCCCGGCCCACGCCAGGCCCCCCGCCUUCCGGACGCCCGAGGGAGACCCCCCGCCGCCGGGCAGGCGCCAGACCCUUGCCGUUCCCCCCGCCGCCUGCAGACGGCUGAAGAUGACCCGGGAGGAGGAGAGGAACGGGGAGAAGGAGAGGGACAGGGAGCUGCAGAGAGAGAGGCAGAGAGAGCAGCAGAGAGAGCAGCAGAGAGAGCACCAGAGGGGCCAGGAGAGAUGCAGGGAGAGGGAGAGAGACCGAGACAGGGAAAGGGAGCUGGAGAUGGAGAGAGAGAAGGAUAGACAGAGGGAGAGAGUGAUGGAGAGAGACAGAGACAGGGAGAGAGUCAGGGAGCUGGAGAUGCAGAGAGAGAAGGAUCAAGAGAGGGAGAGAGAGACGGCGAGGGACAGGGAGAGGGAGACCGGCGGGGAGGGGGAGCGAGAGAGAGACUGUUCUCUGAUCGCCCAGGCCGUGCAAGACAUCAGCCGGCUGAUCCAGGAGAGGCUGUCGCUGCCCCCGUCGUCGCCCCCCACGCACAGCCGGAGUGGCUACACCCUGCGUCACACACACUCCACCACCAUCACGCACACGGUCCGCACGUACACCCCCGGCCCCACAACACACCCCACGCCUCAGGGGCCCCCCGUGGCCACGCCCCCCGGCGGCGCCCGCACGACAGGCGACGCCCACCGGCCCACGGUUUGCACAGAGAAGCCCCCCGUGGAGACGGCCCACAACGGCUCUCACUUUAUACUUGAAGACUCGACGCGGCCGAACGCCCCGUCCCCCCGGUCCCGCGCCCCCCAGUGUUUACAGCCUCCUGCCCCCCCUCCGGGGGACCCCAGCCGCCGUGCUCCCAGCCAUACCUCGCCCCUGGAGAACGGCCUGCCCUCGACCCCGCACCCCGGCCGGACCCCCGCCGGCCCCGGGUCCAACGAGAGCCAGACCCAGUAUAGCGUUCCGGCCCAGCCCAUCCCCCUGCAGAACGAGAACCUGGCCCCCCCCGGGUCGUCCAACUCCAGCUGGACCAGUCUGGAGAUGACGCCCCCAAGCACUGUACUGAGGUCUCACAGCUCCUCCCCCUUGCGACCAUGCAACAGCUGGAAAAAGCAGAACCGACACUCGCUCGACGGCAUGGCAACCAAGGCCUUCCACCCGUGCACUGGCCUGCCCCUGCUGUCCAGCCCUGUUCCUCAGAGGAAGAACCAGACGGGGUACUUUGACCUGGACGCCUCUCUGACGGGCUGUAACGGUCUGCCCUGGGCCUCUGGAAAGAGGGUGAGUAUAAAGAGAGGAGAGGAAGUCACAGAGGAAUCCCACCAGCUCUUCAGUGCCAGUGCCCCCCCAGCUGGCCUCAGUCUCCUUGGGAACUUUGAGGAGUGUGUGUUGAACUACCGCCUGGAGCCCUUGGGCAAUGUGGACGGCUUCAUCGCUGAGGUGGGGGCCAGCGGCUCCUUUUGCCCCAGCCACAUGACCUUACCUGUGGACGUGUCCUUCUACAGCGUCUCCGAAGACAACGCCCCCUCGCCAUAUAUGGGUGUGAUCAACCUGGAGUCGCUGGGGAAGCGAGGCUACCGCGUCCCCCCAUCUGGAACCAUUCAAGUGACCUUAUUCAACCCCAACAAGACAGUGGUGAAGAUGUUCGUGGUGAUGUACGACCUGCGAGCCCUGCCCUCCGGCCACCAGACCUUCCUUCGCCAGCGGACCUUCUCCAUUCCCGUCAGCCGGGGCAACGCCCACAAUCACAACAGCAGGAAGCCCCUCCCACUGGGACCAGUCCGAACUCUGCGCUACCUCAUCCACCUGAGGUUCCAGUGCUCCAAGUCCGGGAAGGUCUACCUCCACCGGGACAUCCGUCUGCUCUUCUCCAGGAAGUCCAUGGAGGUGGACAGCGGCGCCGCCUAUGAGCUCCAGUCCUUCAUCGAGUCCCCCGCCGACCCCCCGUUCUCCGCCCGCUGCUGAGCCC